This is a messenger RNA of Acinonyx jubatus (cheetah), 1109 nucleotides long. RefSeq names its product olfactory receptor 52D1-like. NCBI's taxonomy places the organism in Eukaryota, Metazoa, Chordata, Mammalia, Carnivora, Felidae. Gene Ontology annotation, biological process: G protein-coupled receptor signaling pathway. Gene Ontology annotation, molecular function: olfactory receptor activity; G protein-coupled receptor activity. The record is from RefSeq and is a predicted model, not a curated record. Gene Ontology annotation, cellular component: membrane. The transcript has a single exon. The coding region runs from base 13 to 969 and encodes 318 amino acids.
UUACCAAGCAGAAUGCCUGCUUCCAACAUCAGUGAUGACAGUCUCCCAGGCACACUCAUCCUGACGGGCAUCCCAGGGCUGGAGUGGGCCCAUGUCUGGAUCGCCAUCCCCUUCUGCGCCAUGUAUCUGGUAGCGCUGGCUGGGAAUGCUGCCCUCAUCAUGGUCAUUGUGACAGACAGUGCUCUUCAUGCACCCAUGUACCUCUUCCUGUGCCUUCUCUCACUCACCGACCUGGCUCUCAGCUCUGUCACUGUGCCCAAAAUGCUGGCCAUUUUGUGGCUUCAUGCUGGAGAGAUUUCCUUUGGUGGAUGCCUGGCCCAGAUGUUCUGUGUCCAUUCUAUCUAUACCCUGGAGUCUUUAGUUCUUCUAGCCAUGGCCUUUGAUCGCUAUGUGGCAAUCUGCAACCCACUGAGAUACACAACCAUUCUCAACCAUACCGUCAUAGGCAAAAUUGGCCUUGCUGGGCUAUGCCGUAGUGUGGCCAUUGUGACCCCAUUCAUCUUCUUGUUGAGGCGACUGCCUUACUGUGGUCACCAUGUCAUGGCCCACACAUACUGUGAGCACAUGGGCAUCGCUCGCCUGGCCUGUGCCAACAUCACUGUCAAUAUUGUCUAUGGGCUGACUGUGGCCCUGCUGGCCAUGGGUCUGGAUGCCAUCCUCAUUGCCAUUUCCUACGGCUUUAUCCUCCAUGCUGUCUUCCGCCUUCCAUCUCAAGAUGCCAGGCACAAGGCUCUGAGUACCUGUGGCUCCCACCUGGGGGUCAUCCUGGUCUUCUACAUUCCUGCCUUCUUCUCCUUCCUCACCCACCGCUUUGGCCAGCACCGAGUCCCCAAGAAUGUGCACAUUUUUCUGGCCAACCUGUACGUGCUGGUGCCUCCUGUGCUCAACCCGAUCAUCUAUGGGGCUAGGACCAAGGAGAUUCGGAGCCGACUUCUGAGGCUGCUACAUAUGAGGAAGGUCUCAUUGUGAGUUCUGACCAGUGGUUGGAGAUGACAAGACUGCUAAAUAGACCUGAUAAUUGUCUGGAUGCAUGUGUAUGGGUGGAAGCCUUUGAUGUGAGAAGGAUAAUCACUUGUAAGGAAGCACUGGAAAAAAGGGAAUGGCCAGAU